UUACUAUUGAUACUACCUCUGCAUACUGUUUACUAUUCAAAAUCUGGCAAUAGCUUCUCACGUAACUAUGACAACAAACUGUAAAAUAUUUAUAAACCUAAAUAUAAGGAAAUAUACUAUCAUUCAAGAAAGCCGCUAUAUUUUUUGCAGCAAUCUGUGUCUACUCAAAAUGUUCGAUAAUACUAUAGAUUUAGCUGGUAACGAUCUUAUAUGGCGAAAUAAGCCUGAUCUUCCUGUUGCAAAUGAAGAAAACAGGAAACUAGAAGAAACACUGAGGGAAAAAAAGAUUGAAAUUGAAAAGCUGAAAGUAAUACUUGAGAAUAACAUAAACAAAGGCAAGAAUAUGCGAGAGCAUUUAAGCGACUUAUGUCAAACACUUAGUUAUAAACAGCAAUUGUCUAAAUCAAAAGAGCACGAGUUGGAAAUGGAAAUUCAUACUCAGAAAUUAUUAGAAAGAGAAUGCAGCCGUCUCGAACAAGAAAUGAAAGCAAUGAAGAGGGAAAUCAGUUCUUUGCAAGAAAGGCAAAAAAAUAGAGAGGCAGCUAUUGCUGAACAAACUGAAAAAAGUGAAAAACUGAAAUUAGCGACACAGAUGGAUGAAGAGGCUUUGUUGCAUUACCUUGAAAAGUCUGCACAAAUGGAAAAAGACAACAUGGCACUUUUAAAAUAUACUAGUGAAGAUGACAGCAAAAUAAGUGAGCUUGGUUUAUUGAUUGAAAGACUGAGUAAAGAAUCUCAUGAAAUGAAAAAUGCUCUUGAUGAAGCAAAUACGGAAGCGUUUAUUGUUCAAUGUGAGCUUGAUCGGAUACAAGAGGAGUUCCGAAAUGCUUAUAACGAGAGAAACAACUUGAUCAAUAACUGGGAAAAAGUCAUAAAUCAAAUUCGUCACCGGAAAGAAGAAAUUCAAAAGUUAUCCGAAUUCAUCAUUAAGACGAGAGAUGAACAAACUCAGCUUAAACAAACUCUUAAGGAGCAGAUGCAACUAUUGGCCAUAGAAUGUUCUCAUAACGAAGAUUUAGAACGCAAGAUACGAGAAAAAGAUAGUUUGGCCACUAAAUUACGCAAUGAAGCCAGAGAAAUGCUUGCUCGUGAGGAAGACUUAAAAGCUGAGCUGUCAACUAUCAGGAAUACUUCAAACUAUUUGCUUUAUCAGAAACAAAUCACAGAAAAUAAUUUGAAACAACUUGAGAAGCAACUUGAUCAAAAAUGUCAAAGACUGGAAGAAAUAAGACAGAAUAAUCAGAAACUUGAAAAUGACAUCGAAAAUUUAUCUAAGGAAAAAUUUGAUGCUGAUCACUAUGUUAAGGAACUGGAUGUUUUGCUGCAGAGAGAAAAUGACAGAAAUCUCAAAAUUCAAAAAGACAUCUCGAAUAUCGUGAAAGAAAUAUUGAUUUAUGCUCAAGACCUAAAUGAUCUGAAAGCAAAAGAAAAAGCCAUGGAAUCAGAUAUGAAGAAUUUGCAAGCUGAAGUAAGAAAUUUAAAUUCCAAAAUAAAUGCCUUAGAUAGAGUGAGGACUAAACAAGAAAGUGAUAUGUAUGAGAUAGAAUCAAAUCUUGAAAAGCUGAAGCAGAGAGUAAAGAAAAUGGCUGGAGAAACAACAAGUGAAGAUGAGAAACGUCAGAUUGAAAUAGAACGUUCUCGCCUUUUAACUAUUUUAGAUGAAAAGAAAAAAUCUUUACACAUGUUAACAGAAGAGUUAAAAAUCAUGAUGGAUAAAAUAAAUGUGGCCAUCAAAGAUCUAGAGACAAAUAAGAGAGAGAAUUCCAAGUUAACAGAAAAAAUUAAAUAUCUUGAUUUCUACAUCUCAAAUUCACAGAAAACGCUAAAAUGUUGUAUUUCAAGAAAAGAGGAAUUGCUUGUCCAAGAAUGUCUGAUAAAAUUUCAGAUGAAAAGAUAUCAGAAGUUAUUAAAUGAUAGAAAUAAGUCUGUUGUUUCCCUCAAGAAGAGCAAAACUGAGUUCGAAAUAAUGAUGAAAGAUAGAACUGAAGAAUUAAAAAAUUGCAACGAUUUACUUGACGCAGAGAUCCGCACUGAAGAAGAAGAACGCCGAAUGGUAAAACGUAAAUUCCAAGAAUGUGAUGAUAAAGUUUUGAAGCUUCAGUCCAAGUAUAAAAUCCUUUUGGAUGCUUUGGGAGUAUCCGAACCUGGAGAAAGCGCUGAAGCUGAAAUGCUGAUUAAAGCUGAAGAAGAAAAAAAAGAUCUCCAAUAUGAAAGAGAUAAGAUGAUAUCCGUUGUUUUAAAAAAUGAAGAAGAGCUUACAGCUUUAAAGAAUACUCUGUGGCUAAUCGAUGCUGCCAAUGAGCAAUUUCGUCAAGCAUUAUACCCGCCUGGAAUAAGCUCAGAAGAUAAUGAAUUGCUGAAAAAUACAGAGAGAGAGAAGCAAAGUCUUGCUGUUCAAAUGCAUUUACAUAAAACUCAUCUCAGAUCGCUAGAAGACGAUGUUAAAAGUAUGCAAGAAAAAGUGGAUGAGAAACAGAACUUUUCAAAGGAGUUGCAAGAUAUUAUAGCUGAUCGUGAAGCAGAAAAUAGCACAAUUUCAAAAGAAAUAUCAGAUCUUCAUACCAAAAUUCAGAGGGCAGACAGGUGCAAUUCUCGUUUAAGUUUAGAUGUAAGAAAUAAACCCGACCAUUCUGGAAUAGAAGAGGAUAUCAGAAUACACCUGCUCAGAGAAAUAAGAAGAACUGUAAGUGAUUUACUGUUUACUACAAUCGACUCAAAGCCAGCUAUUUCGGCUAAAGUGCAUGAAUUGUUCCAACAGGCUGAAAUACCAAUUCCAAGCAGAGCUAGACUAACUUCAUCUUCAAGAUCCAGCUCUGUUACAAGUUUACAUUCUAGAACUUCAUCUAAAGCAUCUACGCCAAACAACAGAGCAAGUUUAUCAAGCAACUCCAGCCCUAAGGGAAGUGGACGCAGUUCUAGAACUGAAACAAUUUCACCAUCUGUAGUAAUGUUAGGAAGUGGCUCCUUAGGUGACCUGAAGAAGUAAAAAGUAAUAACCUUCAGACAAUCUCCUUUAUUCUAUCAAAGUAAAACUGCAGUUAUGUAUUUACCUGUAAAAAUUGCCAACCUAAACAGAAACAAAUUUUUAUUAUUUCAUAUUUUUGUACUUUACAUAAUUUUGUAUUAUUUUAACAAAAAAAAAAAAAAAAAAAAAAAAAAA
Molecule: messenger RNA, 3160 nt
Organism: Stegodyphus dumicola
Lineage: Eukaryota; Metazoa; Arthropoda; Arachnida; Araneae; Eresidae
Product: coiled-coil domain-containing protein 39-like
Biological process (GO): epithelial cilium movement involved in determination of left/right asymmetry; inner dynein arm assembly; cilium-dependent cell motility
Cellular component (GO): axoneme
Source: RefSeq, a predicted model, not a curated record